Solea solea (common sole) is the source of this 1557-nucleotide messenger RNA. RefSeq names its product cholesterol 25-hydroxylase (gene ch25h). The record is from RefSeq and is a predicted model, not a curated record. Gene Ontology annotation, molecular function: iron ion binding; C-4 methylsterol oxidase activity; steroid hydroxylase activity. The transcript is spliced from 2 exons. NCBI's taxonomy places the organism in Eukaryota, Metazoa, Chordata, Actinopteri, Pleuronectiformes, Soleidae. Gene Ontology annotation, biological process: cholesterol metabolic process; sterol biosynthetic process. Bases 26 to 784 code for a protein of 252 amino acids.
UUGCUCAGGACUUUCCCUCACAAACAUGAUGUUCCUUCAGCCCAUGUGGACGUCCCUGCUGGGACACUCGUCUGUCCUGCGCUCACCUGUCUUCCCCGUGCUCUUCUCCCUCGGUGUCUACCUGGCCUUGUGUCUUCCCUUCCUGCUGUUGGACCUGUUGUCCUCCAGGUGGGCUCUGGUGCGCAGGUACAAGCUGCAGCCUCUCAGCUCUUUCAGCUGGUCCUCGGCGUGGAUCUGCCUGAGCCGGACACUCUUCAACCAUCUGGUCUUCAUCUUCCCCAUCACUGUAAUUAACUGGUACCUGAGACCUGUGUACCUGCCCCAGGAAGCCCCGCCCCUGCUGCAGCUGCUGGCUCAGGUGUUUGUGUGUCUGCUGCUCUUUGACUUUCAGAGCUUCACCUGGCACCUGCUCCACCACAGGAUCUCCUGGCUCUACCGCAGCUUCCACAAGGUUCACCACACCUUCACCUCCACACACGCUCUCACCACCGAGUACUCGGGGGUGUGGGAGACACUGAGUCUGGGCGUGUUCGCGGCCGCUAACCCCGCCCUACUGGGCCUUCACCCUCUCACGGAGCUGGUAUUCUUCAUGGUGAACAUGUGGCUGUCGGUGGAGGAUCACUGCGGAUACGAGCUGCCGUGGGCGACUCAUCGCCUGGUGCCGCUCGGUCUGUAUGGCGGCGCCCGGCACCACGACCUCCACCACCUCAGGUCCAACUGCAACUACGCCCCCUACUUUACACACUGGGACAGACUCGCAGGGACACUGCACACGGGAGACUGACCAAGAGACACUGGACACUGUCUCACCUGAAGUCUCACCUGAAGACUAACCUGCAGUCUCAAGUGAAGUCUCAUGUGAAGACUCACCUGAAGUCUCACCUGACGACUCAGCUGAAGUUUCACCUGAAGACUCAUGUGAAGACUCACCUGAAAUCUCACCUGGUCUCAUGUGAAGUCUCAUGUGAAGACUCACCUGAAAUCUCACCUGAAGUCUCAUGUGAAGUCACCUGAAGUCUCACCUGAAGACUUACCUGAAGUCUCACCUGAAGACUUACCUGAAGUCACCUGAAGUCUCAUGUGAAGUCUCAUGUGAAGACUCACCUGAUGUCUCACCUGAAGACUCACCUGAUGUCUCACCUGAAGACUCACCUGAAAUCUCACCUGAAGUCUCAUGUGAAGUCACCUGAAGUCUCACCUGAAGACUUACCUGAAGUCACCUGAAGUCUCAUGUGAAGUCUCAUGUGAAGACUCACCUGAAGUCUCACCUGACGACUCAGCUGAAGUUUCACCUGAAGACUCAUGUGAAGACUCACCUGAAAUCUCACCUGAAGUCUCAUGUGAAGUCUCACGGGAACUCUGUGCUGCUGUAAAAACACAUCAUAUAUGUAAAAAUCAUGUGUUUAUUUGUAAAACAUAAUAGUUUUUGCUCUGUGAGUAGCUUCAACGUCACUGUGAAAAAUGUUCAAUUUAUUUAUUUAAAUAUUUAUUGUGUUCAUUUCCUUUGAAGUCAGUGAAGUCAUGUGACCUGGAAAUAAAAAAAACCUGAAAAUAUUA